GGACCAAGAAAUAAUAGUUUUGGAGGGAAGCAACACCAGCCGUCCGAUCCUCCGUGAGUCUAUAUAUAUCAACCGUCUAGGGUUUAUCCCCAAGUAAAACCGUCCCACUGGUUUUCUCUCGUUCCCGCCGGUGAUCGCCGAAUCUGAAGAAGGGGUGAAAAAAGAGGAGAGAUAUGAGAGAAAUCCUUCACGUGCAGGGUGGGCAAUGUGGCAACCAGAUUGGAUCUAAGUUCUGGGAGGUGGUGUGCGAUGAGCAUGGAAUAGAUCCGACCGGGAGGUACACCGGGUCGAUGGAUCUGCAGCUGGAGAGAGUUAACGUAUAUUAUAAUGAAGCCUCUUGUGGAAGAUUUGUUCCUAGGGCUGUUCUGAUGGAUUUGGAGCCGGGAACCAUGGAUAGUGUCAGGACUGGACCUUAUGGUCAGAUAUUUCGCCCUGACAAUUUCGUGUUCGGGCAGUCUGGUGCGGGAAACAACUGGGCCAAGGGACAUUACACUGAGGGCGCUGAACUUAUAGAUUCUGUUCUUGAUGUGGUGAGGAAGGAGGCCGAAAACUGCGACUGUCUUCAAGGUUUUCAAGUAUGUCAUUCACUUGGGGGAGGAACUGGAUCUGGGAUGGGUACUCUCUUGAUUUCUAAAAUCAGGGAGGAGUAUCCUGAUAGGAUGAUGCUCACCUUCUCCGUCUUCCCAUCCCCUAAGGUUUCAGAUACAGUUGUGGAGCCCUAUAAUGCAACUCUCUCCGUGCAUCAGCUGGUAGAGAACGCUGAUGAGUGCAUGGUUCUCGACAAUGAAGCCCUCUACGAUAUCUGUUUCCGUACUCUCAAGUUGACUACUCCUAGCUUCGGUGACCUGAACCACUUGAUCUCUGCUACCAUGAGUGGAGUUACAUGCUGCCUUCGGUUCCCCGGCCAGCUGAACUCCGAUCUGCGAAAACUCGCCGUAAACCUAAUCCCCUUCCCCCGCCUCCAUUUCUUCAUGGUCGGCUUUGCCCCACUCACUUCCCGCGGAUCUCAGCAGUACCGAGCCCUCACUGUUCCUGAGCUUACCCAACAAUUGUGGGAUGCAAAGAACAUGAUGUGUGCUGCCGACCCCCGCCAUGGCCGAUACCUCACAGCCUCCGCCAUGUUCCGUGGCAAAAUGAGCACGAAAGAGGUCGAUGAGCAGAUGAUCAACAUCCAGAACAAGAACUCGUCCUACUUUGUCGAGUGGAUCCCGAACAAUGUGAAGUCGAGCGUGUGUGAUAUUCCGCCCCGAGGCCUAUCCAUGGCUUCUACAUUCAUUGGGAAUUCGACGUCGAUCCAGGAGAUGUUCAGGCGCGUUAGCGAGCAGUUCACCGCCAUGUUCAGGAGGAAGGCCUUCUUGCAUUGGUAUACAGGUGAGGGAAUGGAUGAGAUGGAGUUCACCGAGGCGGAGAGCAACAUGAAUGAUCUCGUGUCGGAGUAUCAGCAGUACCAGGACGCCACCGCCGACGACGAGGUGGAUUACGAGGACGAAGAGGAAGCACAGCAUGAUAAUUAGUUCUUGGUAACUCUUCUGUGCUGUGGAGGUGAUUAGGGUUUUGGGUGUGCUUGAUUGUAUGUUGUGUUGCUAUCUUAU
This is a messenger RNA of Phalaenopsis equestris, 1592 nucleotides long. Its product is annotated as tubulin beta-4 chain. Gene Ontology annotation, biological process: microtubule cytoskeleton organization; mitotic cell cycle. Gene Ontology annotation, cellular component: microtubule; cytoplasm. The record is from RefSeq and is a predicted model, not a curated record. The transcript has 4 exons. Gene Ontology annotation, molecular function: GTP binding; GTPase activity; structural constituent of cytoskeleton. NCBI's taxonomy places the organism in Eukaryota, Viridiplantae, Streptophyta, Magnoliopsida, Asparagales, Orchidaceae. The coding region runs from base 174 to 1514 and encodes 446 amino acids.